Thalassophryne amazonica is the source of this 2462-nucleotide messenger RNA. RefSeq names its product melanocortin 1 receptor (gene mc1r). Gene Ontology annotation, molecular function: melanocyte-stimulating hormone receptor activity. Gene Ontology annotation, cellular component: membrane. NCBI's taxonomy places the organism in Eukaryota, Metazoa, Chordata, Actinopteri, Batrachoidiformes, Batrachoididae. The record is from RefSeq and is a predicted model, not a curated record. The coding region runs from base 1355 to 2314 and encodes 319 amino acids. The transcript has a single exon. Gene Ontology annotation, biological process: G protein-coupled receptor signaling pathway.
CUAUCGAUAGGAGUUUUCUGCAGUGGAGUCAAAUGUGUUCAGGGCAAAUUUCAGCAGUCUGCCAAAGAAAAGGUUUUUCCAUACAUGAUCACUGUUUGAUCCUGUUGAAGUAAAAACUAUAUUAUGAAAUAUUUACACAAUAAUGAAUAUGUAAAUAUUUAACUUUGGAGACAACUAAACCUUAUAUUUCUGAUGGAAUUAUCAAUAAUUUUGUCAGUGGAAGCCUUUUAAUGAUGGCAGUACUGAGUCCCCCCGUUUUUGUUUUGUGCUUGUGUAUCAGGGAUUUGAAGUGUCAUAUAUCAACAGAUCUUCCAGGAGCCAAUAAACUUUAUUGUAAAGAAAUAAUCUUGUAAAGGUAAUAAUGCUCAUAUUGAGAAGAAGUUCAAUAUUUUUUGUCAGUUAUUUCAGAAAGUGAAAUCGUUUGUAUUCUAAACUCCAAAUUCUAAACUUUCCAAUAACAAACGCCUGCUCUGGUUUAGAUCAGGAAGGCCGUACCUCCCAGUCACGCCUCUCCAGGUGUGUUGAACAGAACAGUGGAGUCCUCUCCUGGUGCCUCUUGCAGAACUCCAGUGAGGGACUUCAAGAAGACUUACAAGUCUGAACUGCUGUUCGGUGCAUACACACAAAGAAGUCAGCCUCGUUUUUUCAUGGACCCAUUGUGAACCCUUUUUAGUCUGGCCCCUCCCCUGAGUCCAAUUUGCCAUGGGAGACCCUACCAGGAGCACAAAGGUUCAUAGGGGCACAAAAACCUCUCCACCACGAUAAUGUAAUGAUGGUUCCUGGAGAGGAAACACUAGUGUUCCAAAUAGAUAUGGAAUUUUUGGAAAUGUAUUUGGAACAACACGUGUUCCAAAUAGAUUUCAGGCUAAGAUUUAAUAUUUAUGUAUUUUUUUUAAACUUUCCUUUGUAUUAAAUUAAUGAAUGAUGUGAGUAAACAGUAACUGAGCCCAAGUCGUUAUUGCUAUAAUGCCACAAUGAAUAUUUAGCUGUUACAUUAGUGACAACACACGUAAAAUGAGCUGCUUCACACUGUGUCUGAGAGAGAGAGAAAAUGUUCAUCUUCUGUUCAAAACACUGGUCCCUCUGUGGAGAUCUAAAGUGGGGCUGUGGGUGGGGCAUGUGAAAGAAAAUAGGACGCAGGAUGUGAGCAGGGCAGUAGUUUGGAUUUGCGCGGCAGGAGAGCAGUUUUACGCACAGACUCUGGACGUUUAUUUGACUUUCGCUGACAGAAUAAUUCGUCAUAUAAAGUGAGCUUUGUGGCUGUUUGGAGGAUUGAUCCUGGUGCUGGUGAAUCGAUCUGACCUCUACCUGCUGAUGACCGGUUCAAGCUUUAACGCACUGCUGCUGAGCGAACAUGGAGGUCUCCAACUUGUCCCACAUGAACUCCAUCCUCCGCGUGGAGCUGAAUGACUUUAUGGAGGAGAACGAAACUAACUCCACCGUCGAAGAGAGACAUCCGUUGGGAUGUGUGCAGAUCUGGAUCCCCCAGGAGCUGUUUCUGGCGCUGGGACUCAUCAGCUUGGUGGAGAACAUAUUGGUGGUUGUGGCUAUCACCAAAAACCGAAACCUGCACUCUCCGAUGUACUACUUCAUCUGCUGCCUGGCUCUGUCCGACAUGCUGGUCAGCGUCAGUAACAUCAUGGAGACCGUGUGCAUGCUCGUCAACGACCACGGCCUGCUGGCCGUGCACCCACACAUGCUGCGCCUGCUGGACAACAUCAUCGACGUGAUGAUCUGCACCUCCGUUGUGUCCUCGCUGUCCUUCUUGUGCACCAUCGCGGCGGAUCGCUAUAUCACCAUCUUUUACGCGUUGCGCUACCACAGCAUCAUGACCGCGCAGCGCGCCGGCACCAUCAUUGCGCUGGUGUGGCUGGUCAGCAUCGCCUCCAGCAUCCUCUUCAUCGUCUACCACACCGACAACGCGGUCAUCGUGAGCCUGGUGGCGUUCUUCUGCGUCACGCUGGUCUUCACCGCCGCGCUCUACCUGCACAUGUUCUUCUUGGCGCACGUGCAUUCGCGGCGCAUCGUGGCUUUUUCCAAAGAAGGGCGACACUCCACGAGCAUGAAGGGCGCCAUCACCCUCACCAUCCUGCUCGGGGUUUUCAUCGUGUGCUGGAGUCCGUUCUUCCUUCACCUUAUCCUCAUCCUCGCCUGCCCCACUAACCCCUACUGCGACUGCUACUUCCGGAACUUCAACUUCUUCCUCAUCCUCAUCAUCUGUAACUCGCUCAUCGACCCGCUCAUUUACGCGUACCGCAGCCAGGAGCUGCGCAAAACUUUGAGAGAACUUAUCUGCAAGUGCGCCGGCACGUAAAGACACAAAAAUUCACCUUUUCUCCCUCAAAGUGCACAAAUCAAAAUACAAAUGAAAUGCAUAUCUGAGUCAUCUUUUGUAGUGCUCCGGGGACCCACGGUGACAGCUGCGGAUGCGCCAUUGAUCCGGAGGCGCUGUCCAGACACUU